GGAGACUGUCAGUGCAGAAAGGUGAGAGGAACCCAAAUGAGAAGAAAAAGGAAGCAGCACCAACCUAAUUUCAUCCUCAUCUUUCACUAGAUACGUAUAGUAUAUAUAUUUGUAUAUGUAUGUAUAUAUGUAUAUAUAUUGCUCAUUAGCAGCAGUGGCGUGAGGGAAUACUGAGUCAACACAGCUAGAGUGAUGGGCUGUUGCCAAUCGUUCUUCUCGAAUGAACCUCAAUUGGACAAGAACCAACACCACACCAAAAAUCGUCCUCAUCUGUCCAACGGCAGCGCCGCCGCAGGUGACGGCGACGGUGGCGUCCCGGCCUUCUCUGAGUUCUCGCUGUCUGAGCUUAAGGCGGCCACCGACAACUUCAGUUCGGAGUUCAUAGUCUCGGAGAGUGGUGAGAGAGCCCCAAAUGUCGUGUACAAGGGCCGAUUACAGAACCGACGGUGGAUCGCAGUCAAGAAAUUUACCAAAAUGGCCUGGCCCGAUCCCAAACAGUUCGCGGAGGAAGCAUGGGGCGUUGGGAAGUUGAGACAUAAAAGGCUGGCUAAUUUGAUUGGUUAUUGUUGCGACGGCGAUGAGAGGCUCCUAGUUGCUGAGUACAUGUCCAGUGACACCCUUGCAAAACAUCUAUUCCACUGGGAGAAUCAAACCAUCGAGUGGGCCAUGCGGUUAAGAGUUGCUUUAUAUGUUGCUGAAGCAUUGGAUUAUUGUAGCACUGAAGGCCGUUCAUUGUACCAUGACUUGAACGCAUAUAGAAUUCUCUUUGAUGAGAAUGGCGAUCCACGGCUUUCAUGUUUUGGUUUGAUAAAAAAUAGCAGGGAUGGCAAAAGUUAUAGCACAAAUCUAGCAUAUACACCUCCUGAGUAUUUAAAAAAUGGAAGGGUCACUUCGCAAAGUGUUAUCUUCAGCUAUGGGACUGUCCUUCUGGAUCUUCUCAGUGGAAAGCCCAUCCCUCCAAAUCAUGCUCUUGAUAUGAUACGGGGCAAAAACAUUCUUCUAUUAAUGGAUUCACAUUUGGAGGGGAAAUUUUCAACUGAAGAGGCUACUGUAGUUUUUGAUCUUGCUUCAAGAUGCUUGCAAUAUGAACCUAUGGAGCGGCCAUGCACCAAAGACCUUGUUGCAACCCUUUCACCGCUGCAAAGUAAACCUAAUGUUCCAUCUUAUAUGAUGUUAGGAAUUCCAAAACAUGAGGAAGCACCACCAACGCCACAACACCCUCUUUCUCCUAUGGGUGAUGCUUGUUCACGAAUGGACCUCACUGCUAUCCAUCAAAUUUUGGUGAUGACUCACUACAAAGAUGAUGAAGGAACCAAUGAGUUAUCUUUCCAAGAGUGGACUCAACAAAUGAGAGAUAUGCUGGAGGCACGGAAACGUGGGGAUCUGGCAUUCCGUGAUAAAGAUUUUAAAACUGCCAUCGAUUGUUAUUCUCAGUUCGUAGAUGUUGGAACAAUGGUUUCACCAACUGUAUAUGCACGGCGAAGUCUAUGUCAUCUCCUCUGCGAUCAACCUGAUGCAGCCCUCCGAGAUGCAAUGCAAGCACAAUGUGUGUACCCAGACUGGUCCACAGCAUUUUAUAUGCAGGCAGUUGCCCUUGCCAAGUUGGACAUGCACAAGGAUGCUGUUGACAUGUUGAAUGAGGCAGCUACCUUAGAAGAAAAAAAGCAACGAGGUGGGAGAUGAUGAGAUGAUGCUGAUUAACUGUACUAUUCUUUCAUAAUUAUAGCUCCAUCAAUUGUUGCUGUCACCAACGGAUUGGGUUUCUGUAGGAUGUAGGUUGGGAGUAGAGUGGUCAUCCAAAUAUGUAUUAUAGAGGGAGAUACCCUUGUUCUUUUGCACUGAACAGCUAUGUCAUAUUUUCAGCAUCUGUUGAAAUAUAAAAUUGGUUUGUUGUGUA
This is a messenger RNA of Cornus florida, 1897 nucleotides long. Its product is annotated as serine/threonine-protein kinase BSK1-like. Gene Ontology annotation, biological process: protein phosphorylation; brassinosteroid mediated signaling pathway. The record is from RefSeq and is a predicted model, not a curated record. Lineage: Eukaryota; Viridiplantae; Streptophyta; Magnoliopsida; Cornales; Cornaceae. The coding region runs from base 193 to 1683 and encodes 496 amino acids. Gene Ontology annotation, molecular function: protein kinase activity; ATP binding; protein binding. The transcript is spliced from 9 exons.